UAGCUAGUGACACAGCGAGGAUCUGGGUUUAUGACCGUAAUUUCGUCUCAUUUCGUGCACGCUGCACUCUCAAAAUGGCCCACUGGCGACGCCUGAUGGACGUAUCAAGGCGGAGCAUCUGUCGGAGGUGUGGCCUACCGGAGGCCCUACAGGAUCCGUACAGACUCUGGGACACCCUUCCCUGUCCUCCACCAUGGAACAAGGAGAUCAUCUUCUCCACGGAAUGGAAUCGGCGGCUCGGACUGGAGGAAGGUCUACGAAUCAUUUUCAGGAUAGCAAGACGGUGCAACAUCACCACACCGGAUACACACCAACUUCCGGGGCGCGUGGCGGCGUCCAUGAUUCUGACGUCAUGUGAAGUCGGAUGUCGCAGUGCUGUAGUACUCACGUGCCUGAUUCUCCUUAUCGCUGGCGUCAUCAUAGUGGCUUACCUAAUAUACACAUCGGAGCGCCACCGGAAGUUGACAAUCGCUGGUAAAAAAGAGAAACGACACUGGAAGUCGGCGCCUCCGGAGAGGAAGGCAAACGAUGACAGGAGCCAGGUGUCAUUUGGGGGACAAACGGAAGUGAAGAACGACAUUUGCAGACGAGAACUCUACGUGACGCUAGAGGGCGUUGGAGGGUCGCCGCCUACAGGAGAAAAUGUUAGGUUCAUGCACCACUGCCAGUUAAAUACUUAUGGAAAUUUACCGGACAUUCCUGUGGCAGGGCAUUCAAAUCUAAAUAUAGCAAUGAAAGGUCAAGGUCAAAGUGAUGGAAAUUCCCCGGAAUCUCCAACAGUUGGCACUUUUAAUCUUAACAUGAAGAGUGGAGAUCGUAGGGAGUCCUAUGAACAUUAUUAUGAAACCCUCGGUAGGAAAUCGUCAGCAAAAUCAAGCAUCAGCGACGACUAUAAAACGUUUCGAGACAGCAGUGUGAAACUGGAAACUCCCUCAGUGGAUGACGCACGGACUAAUGGCGAAGACAAGUCGCCUGUAGAUCAUCUGUAUGAAACCCUUUCCUUACGUAACGGUCUUAGGUGCAACCUGGACUUUCCUUCGUGUGGCAAAAGCGUGGACACGCCACUAGCGGGAAAUGUUGUAAGGCGAUGGGAGUACCAAGCCACGCUUAAUCGUAAAGCUCGAGUAAAGUGGACGGACGCCCUCGAAGGGUGAAAUACGACUACAAAGAUUUACUUUAUUUAAGUGUCUGUUAAUUUUUAAUAUACAGGGUAUGUCUGAAUGUAUUUAAUAUGGACGCGCUCAUAAUGAUUUAGUUUACCGAACUUAUGGAAGUGUGACCACUAAUGAAUGUGUUUUUAACAAUAUGAAUCCACUUACAGAUUAAAGAACAAAUGCUGAAUGCUGUGAAUCAAAUAUUGAUUUGCGGAAAAUGAUGUAAUGAAUGAGUCAAAGUGAUUAACAUAUUAAGUUAUUUAACUGAUUUAUCAUGAAGAAACUGAAACGUUAUACAGUUUGUUGGUUUUCGUUUGAGAUUGUGACGUCAUAUAGGUUGUCAGUUGUAAUUGGAACCCUUAGUACACAUUUAAGAGGUACUUAUGUUUUACCUUGCUAAAGAUUUUCUUUUAUAAAAUAUGAUAUUGGUACAAAAAUAUUUAAUAUAUAUCAGUAUUGCUAUUUAUAAAUGACUUGCUCUAUAUACAUCACUGUAAGUAAGUCCUAUUUCUUAAGCCCUCAAAUUUCACGUUAAUUCACAAAGAGAAAAACCUUGAAAUUUGUAUUUCUCCCCAGUAUGUUUUCAGGCUUAAGUAAAAAGACAUAUAACAGUUGGUGUUUCAUUCACGAAAUGAAAUCAUCGUUAAAAAAAUAUUUACGAAAAAUAUCUGAAAAUAGAGAAUAACGAAGCAAUCAUAUUAACAGAUAUUCCCAUACUUUACUGUUGAUCAAAAUACGAAUGUACACGCAUCUCUUUGCUAUUACAACAAGACUAAGACAAGUGGUGAAACAUAGAAUGUAUGUAAGGUUAGAAGUAGCACCCGUUUUUCUUUAGAUGAGAAGCGCAUAAGCCAUGCAGACGUACAGAGACAGAGGUAUCAUGGGUGUCGGCUAUGCAUGAUUGGCAGGUUACGUGUGAUCUGACUGGUUUUACAAUAUGAAGAGAGAUGGGUUUCGUAUGAUUGAAGACACUGCCUAUGUAACGAUCUUAAUAAAUAUAUAUAUAAAUAUACAUAAAACAUAAAUUAUCAUGUGUCCAUUUCAGUAACAUUCCGUAACUUAUAUUGGCCUACUAUAACUGGCAUGUGUGUAUUCCGUCUGCGUAUUGCAGAGUCAUCUUCUCUUGGGAGCAGGUAUUGACUGUUACGUCACUUGUUUGUGAGAAUGACGUCAUCAAUUUUUGAGAAA
Mizuhopecten yessoensis (Yesso scallop) is the source of this 2342-nucleotide messenger RNA. RefSeq lists its product as uncharacterized. The transcript is spliced from 4 exons. The coding region runs from base 75 to 1154 and encodes 359 amino acids. The record is from RefSeq and is a predicted model, not a curated record. Lineage: Eukaryota; Metazoa; Mollusca; Bivalvia; Pectinida; Pectinidae.